AUGCAGCUUUUGGGAAAAGUAGAUAUACGGCAGCAGUUGGCCAGUGCAUAUAGGCGCAGUAUUCAACAGCAAAAUGAAAAAGUUAGAAAGAAUAGAGGUUUCAUAAAUUUCACUGCCGAAUUAGAUAUAGCACUUAAAGAUCAUUUUGAAAAAUCUACAGUAUUCAAAGGGAUAUCAAAAAUCAUGCAAAACGAAUUGUUAGAUUUCAUGUUACAAGUGGCUCAGGAAAAUAUAAGAAAAGAAAUUUUGGAAGCUGAAUUUGUUGCUGUUAUGGCUGACGAAAUAACGGAUGUAGCUAAUUGUUAUCAAAUGACUACAGUAUUUAGGUACAUUAUACCAGAUGGAAGGCAAGUUGAACGUGUUUGGAAUUUUGUUACCCCCCCCCCCCCCCCCCCUGACCACGAUGCAGUUAGUCUCUCAGAAUGUGUGAAAACUAAUUUAAUACAAGUGCUAGAUAAACCAGAGAAACUGCUAGCUCAAAGUUAUGACGGCGCUAGUGUAAUGAGUGGACGUCAUGGAGGUCUUCAAGCUCUUAUUCAACGUGAUUAUAUUUAUGCUUAUUUCGUUCAUUGUUAUGCCCACCAGCUAAAUUUUAUUUUAUCGCAAGCUACAAGUCAAAAUCAAGAAGUACGGGUAUUUUUUUCAAAUUUAAGCGAUAUUUCAACUUUUUUUCUCAUUCUCCACAACGAGUUGCAGUUUUGGAUGAAAUUGUUGGUGCAAGAGUUCCUAGGUCUUCUGUUACAAGAUGGAAUUUUAAAAGCAGAUCUAUAA
Molecule: messenger RNA, 771 nt
Organism: Acanthoscelides obtectus
Lineage: Eukaryota; Metazoa; Arthropoda; Insecta; Coleoptera; Chrysomelidae
Source: the annotation of a GenBank genome assembly